AUGCAAAAACGUGCAAGGGUGGUGGAGUCGCAAAAAUUGCGAAGAACGAUAAAAGGAAAAUGUAGAUUAAAUGAUCCCCUCAGAGACAGCGUAUCAGUAUCGAUGGCAUAUUUUCGUCUAUUUAUUUUGUGGAUUUUAAUAAUAACUGUCGACGUUGUUGUAGGAUUUCGUUUUGAAUUACUAUGGCCUUUUUGGCUCGUUUCACGAUCCUGUUACGAGUCAUUCUCUAAAAAUCAAAACACUGUUGUUACAUUAGCAAAUCAAAACACAGUGAGGUUUUCUUUGUUUUUUGUCUGUAUAACAGCGACUUCGGAUCUCGUAUGCUUAAUAUUCAUACCUGUGCCAUGGAUGAUAUUCUUGGCAUCCACGUAUGUGUGGGUGAGCCUUAUAUGGUCAACACAUGGUGGCUUUCGAUCGAUCUCGUUAGGAGUCGGAGGUGAAAGGUCACAAGUUUUGCCCAUAGCUCUUCUAGGGUUUUUCGUUAUAACCUUUGAAUUUUUCUGUCGCAAGAGAUGCGACUUGUUACCUUACGUAGCAGAUGGUAACCCUUUUUCAAGCUAUAUUGGUCUAACGAGGCUACCCUCUUGCGAGCAUGUUCAGGGAUUAAGCCCUAUAAUACCUAGAAAUCUUAAUGCUUUUUUUGGUGCACAUUGCAUUGGUUACCCUCUCGUACUCAUAUCCUUCAGCAUUCGGUAUUACUUCAGAGAAUGGCUCAUAAAUCGAAAGAAAUUGGAAGUCACUAAGCGAAAUGAGUUAUAUCAGAGGCUUCUAACUGAAGCCCUCCCGGCAGUUUACGAAGGUCCACAAGAUUAUUCCAUAAAGAGCCCACCUCUGGACGACGGAGAUGCUGAUAUAUUAGAUCUGCCCUCAGCUCCUAUGAUCAUGCCUGCUUCUAUGGUAGGAAAUGGAACAUCUUCGAAUGGAGCUUUAAAACGAUCAGCAAAGCAUGCUGCUGGAGUUCGGCAUCGAGGCAAUAAUGGCAGAGCAAAGACGAGUACAGUGGUCAAUCCAAUUCAACGAUUAAACGAACGACGUCGAGAAGAGGAUGAAGAUAGCGAUGGGAGCGAAGAGUGGCGAGAAGGGGUUUCUAAAUCUUCUGGUGGUCUAUCCUGGUUACGAUUGACCUAUGAAGCGUUAGCAUGGCUAGUGGGUACCCUAACUCAAUCUGUUGAUCAGGAAAUAGAAGAAGAGGAUGAUGAGAGUCAGAACGAGGAUUCGAACAAGAAGAUAUCUCGUAACGGAGAUGUCAACAAGCUUCGAGCGUCUACAACUGCUUCUCGGAAGGGUCGUGGUAGGGAGAAGGGGAAAGAGAAAAAUAUAAUUUCACAAGCAUCUGACAGAGAGAAGUCAUCAAAUGGCGUGUAUUUGUCUAAUGGUACUACUCCCCCAUCACCUCAGCUUAAUACUGCUCAGGUUACAUCCCCAUCACCUCUCCCUCCGUCUCAAUCAGAACAGAGAGAUAGUAGUAGAGAAACUAGUGUUUCACAAGCUGUUUCGAACCAGUCAAGUUCCCAUGAGUUGGAAAGGUUGCGAUCUGAUGUAAUGCAACUCAAAGGAGCAGAGCAAGACGCCCGACUUCAAUUGACGGCUAGUCGUAAUAAUGAGGCAUCGCUACGACAAGAAGUCAGCCAACUUAAGAACAGUUUAGCCCGUAUGGAGUCACGAUAUGCUUCUUUGGAAAAACAACGAGAGAAUGAUCGCAACUCCAUAAUGUUACUUGAUGUGAAAUGUGCUGAACUGGUUACUCGCAAGAAUGAAGUUGAACGAGAUUUGUUCAAUGAACGAAAUGCCCGUAAAGAGGAUGGUGGAAAGAAAUCAGAAACAGCUGAACAUUUACGGGAACGAGAAAGACAACUCGAGAGAGAGAUUGAUAGAAUCCGAGUCGAGAAUUCUGUCAAAGACGAGCGCUUGAUGAAAGUCGAGCAUGAAGUGAACGAUCUGAAAAAGUACAAGGAAAACAAUGAGAACGAUUUGGGCGAUCGUGACGAUCAAAUAAGAAAUCUUCAAGACAAGAUUAAAGCUCUAGAAGAAUCGUUACAAUCCGAGAACAAGUUGAAACAAGAUUUGUUUCGCGCUCUUGGUGACGCUCGUACUCAAAACGCAGAUUUGAAAGAAAAACUGAGAUCUCCCGAUUUGGCACUUUCUGUAAAUGUACAUAGCACUACGUCUAUCUCUGACAAGAUGUCGCCUUCACAAUCCCUGAAUUCAUCGCCGACAAUCGCUAACUGUUCUAUCUCUCCUCAAACAUAUAACGUUGCAGUUCAACCAUCGAAAAUGGACAGCACCAUGAACGACUACUUAUUCAAUGCUUUAAAACAACAUCAUUCCUCUCCAACAGGCGAACAUACCCUAUUCGAUCGACCCAUCUUAGAUCCUUCUCCUAGAACGAUCAUUCCACCUGAACAAAUUUGGGGCGAUCGAAUGGGAAAGUUCGGAGCUCCAGCCAAUCCAGCGCGAUCGAACUAG
This is a messenger RNA of Auanema sp. JU1783, 2466 nucleotides long. The record is from the annotation of a GenBank genome assembly. NCBI's taxonomy places the organism in Eukaryota, Metazoa, Nematoda, Chromadorea, Rhabditida, Rhabditidae.